AUGGCGGAAGGAAUGACGGCCGUUGAAAUUACCAGGCGAAUGAAGGAGCUUGAAUCUACCGAAUUUGUACUUGUAGAGGACCAAAGUAGAACUGGACUUUAUCCGAUCAAGUACCCUGACUUCUGGGAGUGGUACAAGAAAGCACAGGCGUCAUUUUGGACUGCUGAAGAAUUGGACUUAUCAGCAGACUUAAAGGAUUGGGAAAAACUCACUCCUGGCGAGACACAUUUCAUCAAAAAUGUCUUGGCCUUUUUUGCAGCCAGCGAUGGAAUCGUGCUGGAAAACUUAGCACUAAGAUUUCUUAAGGAUGUAAAAAUACCCGAGGCUAAAUUUUUCUACUGUUUUCAAAUCACAGUCGAAAACAUACACUCUGAAACUUACAGCCUGCUCAUCGAACAGUACAUUAGAAACGAGGUGGAGAAAGAUAGGCUAUUUAGAGCUAUAGAAACUAUUGAUGCUGUGAAAGCAAAGGCUGAAUGGGCUGCUAAGUGGAUGACAAAUGAAAAAUCAUUUGCCGAACGCAUUGUUGCCUAUGCAGCUGUUGAGGGCAUAUUUUUUUCGGGAAGUUUCUGUGCUAUUUUCUGGCUGAAGAAACGUGGUCUUAUGCCAGGCCUUACCUUCAGCAACGAGCUGAUUUCAAGAGAUGAAGGACUUCAUGCCGAUUUUGGUUGCUUUAUUUACAAGAACCUUAAAAACAAACUUCCCGAUGAAUGCGUACAGCAGAUUAUCACGGAAGCCGUUGCAGUAGAACGUGUUUUUGUCUGUGACUCUCUUCCGUGCGAUCUUAUCGGAAUGAACUCAGUCCUGAUGGCAGAGUACAUCGAGUUCGUAGCAGAUAGGUUGCUGCAGGCACUAGGUGUUCCUCCGGUGUACAAAACCAAGAAUCCAUUCGAAUGGAUGGAAUUGAUUUCGGUACAGGGUAAGACCAAUUUCUUCGAAAAACGUGUCGGAGAGUACCAGAAGUCUGGAAUCUUGGCGAACCAAGAUGAACAGAAAUUUGCCACCGAUGCCGACUUCUAA
This is a messenger RNA of Babesia sp. Xinjiang, 1020 nucleotides long. Its product is annotated as Ribonucleoside-diphosphate reductase small chain. Gene Ontology annotation, molecular function: oxidoreductase activity. The transcript has 6 exons. Bases 1 to 1020 code for a protein of 339 amino acids. Gene Ontology annotation, biological process: deoxyribonucleotide biosynthetic process. NCBI's taxonomy places the organism in Eukaryota, Apicomplexa, Aconoidasida, Piroplasmida, Babesiidae. The record is from RefSeq and is a predicted model, not a curated record.